ACUGUAGCCAUGGUGGGCAUUUCUGUCUGUCUCGCAUUGAACACAGUUGACCAAUCACAACAGACUGGGUCAUAGGACCAAUCAUGGCAGAUUGGCCUCAUGUAAAGGAGCGGUUUGGGAACAAAUGAAUCGCUAAACAUAUCAUAUGGGAGUCUUUGUUUUAAAUAGGUAAAAAUAAAUGCAUAUUAUAAGACAAUGAAAGUUUUUUUUUUUGACCUUGCAUGCAUAUUAGCAUGUUGUUGGAGACCUUUUAUAAUGCAUAAUAGGGGCUCUUUAAGUUUCACAAAAGUUAAUUGACACAAUAUUGCAUUUAAAAUGAUAAUUCUAUGUACAUAAAAUCGCUGAGGGUGAUUGUAGUUGUGCUUUAUACAGCAGGACUCCUUCAGUACUCUGAGUAGAAGCAUGUCUAAGGUGGAGAGUUUUGAAGAGUCUGACCUGCGCUCACAGCUUCGAGCUUGUCGCACUGAGAUCGCGAUGGCAAUUCAUGACCCUUUCCCACUGCUGUAUGGACUGGCAGAUCACAACGUCAUCUCAGAACAGAUCCUGAGGGAGACUUUAGAGCGAAAGAAAAAGGACGGGAUCCACAAAGCCAUCUACUCGCUGCUCACUUUGCUGCUGGAUCAGGAUACUACGGUCCUUAAGGCCUUCUGGAAGAAUCUCUGUAAAGAGUACAACAAGGAGUGUUAUCCUAAACUGGAAACAGUGUUUAUGAACCUUCCCAAAGGUUUAAAGCAGGAGGUCAGACAAAAUGGGAACCCCAAGCUUGAGCUGCAGGCCCGCAGUCAGUCCGGCAAGAAGAGAGGGGUGUCUGAAAAACAGCUGACCCACAGGACACAUCACCACCACAGCAAGAAAUCCUUAACAUCCAGCUCUGGAAGCAAAGGCAAGCUGAUGAAGAAGACAGAUGGAGCAGCACAUUCUCAGGUCUCAGUGGGAAAUGGAGUCCAAGCAGUUUCCACCUCAGUCCAGAGGGCUGUGACGGUAUCUGCAGGUGAUCUUCCUGAUAGCUGCGGUACAGUGGAGGAGAUUCUCAUCCAGCAAGUCAUUGAGUCUGGAGGAGCCAAAAAAUGCAUCAAGGUUGGAGGAGAAUUCUACUCUUCUGGCAAACUGGAUGAGACAGCUGGAGCACAGCAGACGCAGACGCAGACUGCACACACCUCCAGUCACCAGCAGAGAGAGCCAAGCAGCAGAGGCAUGACUGUAGAGCACAAUGAUGAUGAGUGUGCAGUGUGUAAAGACGGCGGCGAGCUCAUCUGCUGUGAUGGGUGUCCUCGUGCCUUUCAUCUCUCCUGUCUGGUGCCCCCCCUCACCUCCAUACCCAGGGGUACAUGGCGCUGUCAGCUUUGCCAAAGCAACAGAUUGAAAGACAGGACAUACACACAUGUGCAGCCUCCAGCAACAGAGACGAGCUCUGGCUCUGCAGUGGAUUUCUCCUUCUUCUCCUCUCUGUCCUCUACUUCACUCUCCACAGUCUCAGCGAGCAGCAGCGCUCAAUCCAUGGGCCUCCAGUCUUCAGAUGGUGAAAGAGUUGGGAUCAGGAUGGCAUGUGGCAUCUGCUAUCUCACCCGGGGAGAGCUGAUCACCUGCCCUCAGUGCCUGCAGGCUUAUCACGCCCUCUGCAACUUCCCAAAUGGAAGGACAAGAUGUAGGAAUUGCUCCAGAUCUUGGGGCCCUGGAAAUGACAAUUCAUCUACGUGUAGGAGUCUUCAGUUGAGUCAACAUAUGAGUGAUCAGGGCUUAACGCCAUCAGAGCAGCUGCUCAACAGAGACGAGAUGGACUCAGUGAUGGGGGAGAGCUCUAUUGAUGGGAUCCUGCAGUGGGCUUUCCACAAUAUUUCACGUCCUCUUUCUGAGACCCAAGGCUAUUUCCAAUGAAGUUCACCGAUUCAUCUCUGCUGCGCCUCAGAUGUCAGUAUCAGGUUCAUUCUCAGUUUUAGAUGGACUGUCUUUAAGAAUAGAAAACCUUUAUCAUUUGAAGAAAAUGAAUGUACUGGUUUAUCCAUUUCUUUUUUCAGAGUUACAUUUGUUUUAUUGUUGUACAGUCCAGAUCUCAAAAGGUUGUUGCUACUAUGUGUUUGCUAAUUAUUUUUUGAACUCAAACUAAUUUUCAAGCUAAAUUAAACAAAUAAUGUUCAGUUUUAUGAUUCUUUUUGUGUCCAACAUUAUAAUGUAAGAAAAGAUUUAAUUUGAAUUAUAUAUGAAUAAGCAACCAUUAAAACCAUAAUACAGCUUUUU
This is a messenger RNA of Danio rerio (zebrafish), 2235 nucleotides long. Lineage: Eukaryota; Metazoa; Chordata; Actinopteri; Cypriniformes; Danionidae. The record is from RefSeq and is a predicted model, not a curated record.